Molecule: messenger RNA, 177 nt
Organism: Sphaeroforma arctica JP610
Lineage: Eukaryota; Ichthyosporea; Ichthyophonida
Exons: 1
Source: RefSeq, a predicted model, not a curated record
GAGGAUCGAGUGACUGUGGCGCAUCUCUCACCCGAGUUGUCAUUCUUUGGCUGCUUUGACGGUCAUGGGGGGUCGUUUGCGGCCGACUUUGCACACAGGAACGUGCACAAACAUUUGAACAAAUUCUUUGAUGAAGGCGUGGAGGUGGAAGAGGCUAUACGGCGGGCUAUUGCGAAG